Molecule: messenger RNA, 2106 nt
Organism: Oryzias latipes (Japanese medaka)
Lineage: Eukaryota; Metazoa; Chordata; Actinopteri; Beloniformes; Adrianichthyidae
Gene: fam8a1b
Product: family with sequence similarity 8 member A1b
Source: RefSeq, a predicted model, not a curated record
GAAUGACGUUGUACGUUAGUACGUGACGCAACGCCUUCAAACAUGGUCGACAAAGAAAACACAACUAUGGAAGUCGAUAAAGAAAAUUGUAAGCCCUUUGUUAGAGACGUUACGUCUCCGCAUGACAACGAAACCCAACGAACAGACAACCAAAGCAACUCUGACAGAAAGACAGGCGGCGCCACAGCGGAAUACUGCGAGAGGCUGCAGGCAUGGAUGUGGCAGUACUACACUGGAUAUGUGAACUGGCAAAGCUGGCUUGCGGCGUCAGCCAUGUCCUGUCCGUCUUAUUUCCCGUCGUCCGGCAGCGGAGCGUCGACGGUGGUUGAUUUCGGCUCUCAGAGGUGGCACGAGAGCCUGCUGGGUCUGCCGUUAUCGCCCUACCCGCCCGCCGCCACCACUUCCGCGAGCAGCCGCGCAGGUGAAGGCGUUGCCGGAGCUGCAGUCCCCGCGCAGCCGCCGCAGGAGAAUCGACAUGCCCAAAGAGCAGCAGGCCGGGAGUACCUCAUUCCUUCACCUCUCCAAAGACUAAUGGCUGAGAUGGUGGAUUUCUUCAUACUAUUUUUCAUUAAAGCAACCAUAAUCAUCAGCAUUAUGCAUCUUAGUGGAAUCAAAGAUGUAUCAAAGUUUGCCAUGCAUUUCAUAGUCGAGGAAAUCGACGAGGACACAUCAAUGGAAGAGCUGCAGAAAAUGAUGCUUGUUGCCCUUGUUUACAGAAUACUGGUGUGUUUUUAUGAGAUCGUGUGUAUUUGGGGAGCAGGAGGAGCCACACCGGGGAAGUUUCUUAUCGGACUCAGAGUAGUAACGUGUGAUUCUUCUAUUAUGGUUCAGCCCAACAGGGUGCUGGUGGUCCCAGCAACUAAUGUCUCUCUUUCUGCAUCAACAGUCCGAGCCUUGAAUAAAAACUUCUCCAUUGCUUUCUUUUUCCCCGCCUUCAUCACACUUCUCUUCUUCCAGCACAACAGGACUGUGUACGACAUGGUUGCCGGUACAAUAGUCGUCAAGCGAUCCAGGAUCAGAUGAUACCAAAGCAGAAGGAUUUUUACAAAAUGACAACAACCACAAAACUCAACCGCUGCUGUAAGCAGCUUCUUCUAGAAUACAGUGAAGCUGAGGUGUCUUCUAAAAGUCUGAGCCACAUCAAUGUGGACUUUUUCCAGUGUAUUACUACUAAACUAAUUCCUGACACUCACUGUAAUUCUGCAUGAAGGUCUACAUGCUGCUUUCAGUAUCUGUUUAAAGCACAGUAUGAAUGGUGGUAAAUGCACUUUUUUAUUAUCAACACAUGCUUUGCCUUUUUAUUUUAAAGUUAAUAUUAUUAUAGAUUUGUAGUUCAAAGGGGAAUAUCAUGGAUCAAACAGUGUUUAAAUGACUCUUUACUCUCAGUUUGUAUUUAUAUUAUAAUCUGUUUCUAAAAACCCUUUAAUGAGCGUUUGUAGAAUAGGAAUGUAAGGAAAAAUGUCUUAAAAGGAUGUAUAAUUGGGGUAAAAAAAAAUCAUUGCAUUGUCAAUUUUAGUGGAUAAUUUUGGUUGAAAUUGAGAAACAGCUUUUCUUUUUAUAGAGUAUCAGACGAGCUAAAAAAAACCUUUACCAUCAUCUCUUCUUUCAACACAGAAACUGCGAUGAAGUGUUUUUAAUGCAAGAGACAUUCUUUUUUAAUAUUUGAAGUAUUUAUGGCAUUCUAACAAAUUUAGAUGUGCCGCGUGUGUACUGUACCCCUCCGUUACCUUAAACAUACUAGUUUUCUAACAGGCCACUUGGUCCACCUCUCCGUCUUUUUUCAUGUUCUAUCUCGUCAAAAGCUGCUCAGGAUUGGUUUUUCCCUCAUUCUGUGAUUCCCACUGAAUAAUUUGAGCUUCAUUUUUGUACCUGAACGCCUCUUUGCAAAGUGGUGCUGCUAUCAUAUGAAACACGAGCUGGUCAGAAAGAGAGAAUCUGUAAAACUGAUGAAUCAUUUUCGAUUUAAUGAAUUUACAAAAUGUGCAAGUUAUUUCUGAAAUUUGUCAGCACUGUGUCUCAUUGUUUUUUGGAACAGAAAUGUAUUAUUUCCAAUGAGUGUGCUUCUACAUUGAGUUUAAAUAUAUUGCAGACUUCUGUGACCCCUCA